Messenger RNA from Penicillium taxi, 795 nucleotides. RefSeq lists its product as uncharacterized. The transcript has 4 exons. The coding region runs from base 1 to 795 and encodes 264 amino acids. Lineage: Eukaryota; Fungi; Ascomycota; Eurotiomycetes; Eurotiales; Aspergillaceae. The record is from RefSeq and is a predicted model, not a curated record.
AUGGACAUACCCAUAGCAGAAAAUGUAUUAGGUACACUCGGCGCAGUUAGUUAUCAAUUCAAGCCCACUAAGAUACUCUCUACUAAUGACUUUAAACUUCUAGAUGGAUUACAGGGAUCCAUGAUGCUGCUAUGGGCAUCAGCAGGUGUUCCACUCGGAGUGUACAACAUCGUUGAAAACUUCAAUGUGGCAUUGCGGAUCCAGCCUCAGAUACUCACGGUUCUAAGUCUGAUAACCUGGGCUCAAUGUCUUCACUACGGCAAGCGGUACUCGGUCUCAAAAUGCAUUGCUGUGAUUGUUCCAAUGAUUCUGCUAUUCGGUGGUGUGGAAGCAGGACUGAUAUUUGCGCUGAGAGCAGCCAAACGUAGGCAUUUGGAAUGGCCUGUUAUUUUGAUGGCUGUUCUCAGUGCGUGUCUUCUUGCUGGUGGUGUGUUGACGCAUUACUGGGAUAUUUAUAUCCAUCGUACUGUUCGUGGAAUCAGCUUCUUCUUCGUUGGUAUCGACGCUGCUGGAGAUUUGUUCUCUCUCAUAUCACUUUUGUUUGGACCGAGUAUUGAUACACUGUCUGUCCUUGGCAUGGUCAUCUAUGGAACUGAGUUGACUCUUUGGUUGGGUAUCUUUACCUGUGGUGCCAUCUUCAAUCUUGUCCCUUGGUUGAAGACGCGAUCAAAGAAGUCUGAGACACCACAAGAACCGAUCACUUUGCAUCAGAUGCCAUCGUCAACGUCAGUAUUUAGAACUAUAUCUGGAUCUGAAGUGGCCGAGCGACGGGGCUGGCCACGCGGGGAAAGUUAG